Poecilia latipinna (sailfin molly) is the source of this 5031-nucleotide messenger RNA. RefSeq names its product myelin transcription factor 1-like protein. Gene Ontology annotation, biological process: regulation of transcription by RNA polymerase II. Gene Ontology annotation, cellular component: nucleus. Gene Ontology annotation, molecular function: zinc ion binding; RNA polymerase II cis-regulatory region sequence-specific DNA binding; DNA-binding transcription factor activity, RNA polymerase II-specific. The transcript is spliced from 23 exons. NCBI's taxonomy places the organism in Eukaryota, Metazoa, Chordata, Actinopteri, Cyprinodontiformes, Poeciliidae. Bases 628 to 4566 code for a protein of 1312 amino acids. The record is from RefSeq and is a predicted model, not a curated record.
CUCCCUCUCCUCCAUCUCUUCCCUGUGGGAAGAUCUGACUCUGAGAGCAGACAGUCUGCAGCCCUGAAUAAAUGUAUAAGAGGGAGAAGGGGAAGGGAGGGUGCAUUAGCAGGCAGAGGGAGCGCAGGGGCGGGAGAGUGUUGGAGGAUACAUACAUGCCGAGUGUACAGAGAAGAGCCAGAUACACAUUAGAUAGAGAGGAGGGAAGCAGUUCAGCUUGUAUAGGACCAAGAACGGAGCGAUUCAGCUUCCUUCAGCUGUCUCUCCCUCUCUGCACAAACACAUGCUCAUACACACUCCCAGUUUUUCCCCCUGACACACACACAUACACACACGCGCACAGGAACAAUUGCUUUAGGGUAUACCAGUCGGCUCUGGCAGUCCUCUCCUUUGUUGUUUUUGCUAUUGGUUGGUCUCAGCGGCAGCACGGCGUGCGCCUCUAUCACCGGGUGGGUGAAUGUGUGUGUGGAGUCUGGAAGGCAGUGUGUGAAGGAUGCCACUGGCUGUACCCGGAAAAUGAGUUUGGAGGAGACGUGGUGAGCCGUUCAUCUAUAGCUGAACGUCAGAGCAUCACGGUGGCAGAAGGAGUCGGGACCAAAGAGCUGUCUGAAGUCCAAAACAUUUCAGAUGGAGGUGGAUGCAGACGAUAAGCGCCAUCGCACACGCUCCAAAGUGCCUGUGGAUCCAGCAUUAACAGAACUUUUCAGUGUGUACGGCUGCCCUGUGGCCAAGAAGAGGAAGGGUCUAGACAGGCAAACUCUGGAAACCUCUCCGAAGAGGAGCACCUACCUGGAUGACAUGGACAACUCCACCAUGGAGGAGUGCUACGAGACAGACGGGACAGAGGAGAUGGACGACAGGGAAGAGGAAGACGACGAGGGGGCCGUGGAGGAGGAGGGAGAAGUUGAAGAGGAAGACGUCGAGGGUUACAUGGACUAUAAUGUCGAACAAAUGGAGCAUGAAGACGGGGAGGACGAGGACAGAGGAGAGGGAGAGGAAGAAGAGGAGGUAGAGGUGGAGCAAGACGAAGAGGAGGAAAGCGAUGAAGUGAGGGUGGAGGAGGCAGAAGAGGAGGAUGAGGAAGCUAUAGAGGAAGUGGACUAUGAAGAAGGAGAGGAGGAAGACGGAGAGCAGAAUCAGCAACAAGAGGAAGAUCAGAUGAGCACUGGUGAGGGGGACGAAGACAAUGGUGGAGGCGGCGGUGUCGGAAAAUCCGGUCCUGCGACAGAGAAGGAUGACAACAACAACGAUGAGUAUGAAAACUAUGACGAGCUCGUGGCCAAGUCCCUCCUUAACUUGGGGAAGAUCGCAGAAGACGCCGCCAAUCGCGCCAUGACAGAGUCUGAGAUGAACAGCAACUCGUCCCACAGUGCUGAAGAUGAUGAGGAGGAGGAAGAGGAGGAAGAAGACGACGAGGAAGAGGAGGAGGAGGAUGAAGAGGAAGAUGACGAAGAGGAGGAAGAGGAUGAGGAAGAAGAGGAGGAGGAAGGGGAUGAAACACAACGAGAAGAUCUGAGUUUGGACGUUGACAGCGAUGUGGUUCGAGAAACGGUGGACUCUCUCAAACUGCUGGCACAGGGUCAUGGUGCGGUUCUGUCCGACAGCUUAGACGGACAGGAGUUUGAGAACAGAACGUCCGGCAUCGGGGAUGAUACUGACUGUACUCACAACGGUGGAAACGCACACAACGGAGGUCAAAUUAGGACCUCCAGUAACGGACAAAUAGAAAACAGUGAUGAGGAAGUGUGUUUAAGCAGUCUGGAGUGCCUAAGGAACCAGUGCUUCGACUUGGCUCGAAAACUUAGUGAAACAAAGCCCAACGAACGAAAUGGCCCAACUCAGCAAAAUCACUAUUCGUGCGGGGACCCCAAUCAGCAACCCCAGCAUCACGGCUAUGGAGAUUACCACAGCAGCCAAGACGACAGACGGACUCUUGAUAGGAACUAUUCUGACAUGGACAAUCUCAUGAAGCUUGAGGAGCAGCUGAGCCCACGCUCCAAGGCCUUCUCUAGCUGUGCACACGAUGAGCGAUAUCACACCAACAGCCACCGGGACUUUGACGAGGACACGGCCUCGGUGACGUCGGACCGAUCGGAGGAAGUGUUUGACAUGACAAAGGGGAAUCUGUCCCUGCUAGAGAAAGCUAUUGCACUAGAGUCGGAGCGUGCCAAAGCAAUGCGGGAUAAAAUGGCUGCUGACGCAGCCAGAAGAGACGGGGUGAGGUACACCCAUGAAGAGCACGGCCCACGUCACGGCUACAGCGUUGAGCGCAAAGCGCGGCUUCCUGAUGGCAUGAAGAAGCCUUUCUUCCAUAAAGAUGUUUCCCGCGCAGACAAGAAGGAGAGCCGAUGUCCGACGCCGGGCUGUGACGGAACGGGUCACGUGACGGGCCUGUACCCCCACCACCGCAGCCUGUCGGGCUGUCCGCACAAAGACAGAGUGCCGCCAGAAAUUGUGGCAAUGUAUGAGAAUGUUCUUAAGUGUCCUACGCCUGGCUGCACGGGACGCGGCCAUGUCAAUAGCAACAGAAACUCUCAUAGAAGUCUAUCUGGAUGCCCGAUUGCUGCUGCUGAAAAGUUGGCAAAAGCCCAAGAGAAGCAUCAGAGCUGCAAUGGCCCAAAGUCCAACCAAGCCUCUGACAGAGUCUUAAGGCCUAUGUGCUUUGUCAAACAACUGGACUAUCCACAGUAUGGUUACAAGAACAAUGUCUCCACCAGCACGCCCCGCUCCAACCUGGCCAAGGAACUGGAGAAGUACUCCAAGACCAGCUUCGACUACAGCGCUUUUGAUGGCAGCAACAACCACCAAGUGUAUGGAAAGCGGGCCAUUGCACCCAAAGUUCACGGGCACAGGGACACAUCCCCCAAAGGAUAUGAUGCCAAACGAUACUGCAAGAACUCCAGCUCAGCCAGCAGCACCACCAGCACCUACGCCCCCAGCAGCAGCAACAGCAGCCUGAGCUGUGGGGGUGGUGGAAGGGGCGCGGGAGGAGGCGGAGGUGGAGGGGGCAGCAGCGCCAGCAGCACGUGCAGCAAGAGCAGCUUCGACUACAGCCAUGACAUGGAAGCUGCCCACAUGGCGGCGACCGCAAUCCUCAACCUUUCCACGCGCUGCCGGGAGAUGCCCCACGGCAUGGGCGGAAAACCCCAGGACUUAUGUUCACAGAGCCCCAGUCUAGAUGUUGAUGAGAACGGUACGUUGGACCUGAGUAUGAGCAAGAGUCUGUGCGGCGGCGGCGCAGGGGACUCGGUACUCACCCCGCUAGAGCCCAUGUCCCCCCAGAGGCAAGCGGCCCUGCUGGGCUCCCGCUGUUACGGCAUGGGUGAUGCUGCAGACUGCUGGGACCUUCCUGUAGACUACACCAAGAUCAAACACAUAGACGAGGAUGAGAAAGAGCCUGAUGAUCUGGAUCCCUUCCACGAUCUGCUGGAGGAUCGAUCCUACACCACAGAUGUUAACAUGCCAAGCCCCAAGCCCAAGUACGUCCAGUGCAAGGAGAGUAAGAAGGACCUGAUAACAUGUCCCACACCGGGGUGUGAUGGAAGUGGUCACUUGACGAGCAAUUUCACCUCACAUCGAAGUCUCUCAGGUUGUCCUUUGGCUGAUAAAAGCAUUCGAAGCAUGCUAGCCAACAAUGCACAAGAACUCAAGUGUCCGACACCAGGGUGUGAUGGUUCGGGACAUAUCACUGGUAACUACGCUUCCCACAGAAGUCUUUCAGGGUGUCCGCGGGCCAGGAAAAGUGGGAUAAAGAUCAUCCACAGUAAAGAGAAUAAGGAGGACCAGGAGCCCAUCAGGUGUCCGGUCCCAGGUUGUGACGGUCAGGGACACGUGACGGGGAAAUAUGCAUCCCACAGAAGUGCUUCAGGUUGCCCCAUCGCAGCCAAGAGACAAAAAGAUGGCUACCUGAACGGGAUCCAGUUCACAUGGAAGUCUGGAAAAACGGAGGGCAUGUCCUGCCCGACACCAGGCUGCGACGGCUCGGGACACGUCAGCGGCAGCUUCCUGACACACAGGAGUCUGUCGGGUUGUCCACGCGCCACCUCCGCCAUGAGGAAAGCCAGGCUCUCGGGAGUGGAAAUGCUAACAAUAAAGCACCAACGUGCCAGCAACGGGCUGGAUCAUGACGAAGAGAUCAAGCAGCUGGACGAUGAAAUCAAAGAUUUAAGUGAAUCGAAUUCACAAGUGGAGGCUGACAUGAUCAAACUCAGAACACAGAUCACAACAAUGGAGACCAACUUGAAGUGCAUAGAGGAGGAAAACAAGGUGAUUGAACAGCAAAAUGAAUCUCUGCUGCAUGAGCUGGCCAACCUCAGCCACUCACUGAUUAACAGUUUAGCUAAUGUCCAGCUCCCUCAUAUGAAACCCCUGACAGAAAAAGAGCUUCCUCUGAGGAAUAACAGCUGCUUACAGAUGCACCAGCAAGAGUCAUUAAGUGAGCAGAACUUUGACGCCUACGUCACCACUCUCACGGAUAUCUACACAAACCAAGACCAGUACCAGAGUGCGGAAAAUAAAGCUUUGCUGGAAAACAUCAAGCAAGCAGUUCAAGGGAUUCAAGUGUAACGUCUCAGCAAAGGGACACGUUGGUUCUCCGCAACAGAAAGAGAGACAGGCAGUGACGGUUUGACCUCCUCGGUUCAGUGCAGUAAUUUGAUAUAGUGUUAUAUAUAUUCUGAAUUCUGUUCUUUGGAGAAAAAAAGAAAAAGAAAAAAAAACAAAACAGAGGUAUUACGCUUAAAAAGACCUCGAGAUAAUUUCUUUUUUCUCUCUCUUUUUUUUGUUUUUUUUUUGUUUUUGAGUCUUGCUUUUGAGGAAGAGCAUAAAGGAGUAAAUCGCAAAAUAGUUUUUGAGGACAUUUACAUUUUGUACGUUUUCAUAUGAGCUGACAUAGUGUCAUGUAAUGUUUCUAGCUGCUCAUGUAUGCACAUUUUUAGUGUAUAUUUCUGAACAGUAAGCUAACGAAAACAGAGGUUCUUUUUAUUGCUCGAGAAAACAAAGCAUUUCAGACUAAAAAAAAAAAAAAAAAGA